Messenger RNA from Rhizophagus irregularis DAOM 181602=DAOM 197198, 465 nucleotides. RefSeq lists its product as uncharacterized. NCBI's taxonomy places the organism in Eukaryota, Fungi, Glomeromycota, Glomeromycetes, Glomerales, Glomeraceae. The record is from RefSeq and is a predicted model, not a curated record.
ACUAACAAGAAUCAGACACAAGUGGACGAUUUGUCCUACUACUCGCCUGAUGACGAUUUUAGUGACUCUGAAGAGUCUAAAGCGUUAACGGUUAAACAUCGCAUUCUUUCUCUCAAGAGAAUGUAUGAAGAAAUCCAUGAAUUUCCCGACCCCAAAUACAUAUUCGACCUUAAAACAAAAGGGCUCACUACUCCUAAAAAGUUUGUUGCAUGGUGGAAUAAGAAACAUCCAGAUUUUCAAAUCACCGUUGAUUCUAUUUGGGAAUGGAAUUAUCGCAAAGAUGAAGAUUCUUUCCGCUAUAAUCUCAAAUGGGGCGAGUAUGGAGAUUGAGAUUAGAGUAUUAUGAACAGGUUGUCUUAUACCAUUUUUAUAAACACAUAUGAAUAUUAAUUUCAAAAGAGGAACAGUUUUUUAAAAAUUUCAAAAUUUUUUAAAUAUUAAAAAAAAUUUUAAAUGUAUAAAUAA